AUGGCCGGGACAUGGCGGCGAGCACAGGCUACGUGCGGCUGUGGGGAGCGGCGCGGUGCUGGGCUCUGCGGCGGCCGCUGCUGGCCGCGCCGGUGGGCGGGUCCCGACUGUGACCGGAGCGUGGCUGCCCAGAGGCCGUGCUUCGUCUCCUUGGGCGCUUUGGGCCGAGGCCCGGCAGCCGCCGGCCAGUGGCGAGGGCUUUGGGACGCGAACAGCCGCGGCGGCGGGGCAUUCUCGGGCGGCGAGGAUGCCGCCGACGGGGGCGCGGAGGACAGCGCCGGCGGCGCGGGGGGCAGCGCAGGCGCCGGGGAAGGUCCGGUCAUAACGGCGCUCACGCCCAUGACGAUCCCCGACGUGUUCCCGCAGCUGCCGCUCAUCGCCAUCACCCGCAACCCCGUGUUCCCGCGUUUUAUCAAGAUCAUCGAGGUUAAAAAUAAGAAGUUGGUUGAGCUGCUGAGAAGGAAAGUCCGUCUUGCCCAGCCGUAUGUCGGCGUCUUUCUAAAGAGAGAUGACAACAAUGAGGCUGAUGUGGUCGAGAGCUUGGACGAGAUCUACCACACGGGGACGUUUGCCCAGAUCCACGAGAUGCAGGACCUCGGGGAUAAGCUGCGCAUGAUCGUCACGGGACACAGAAGGAUCCAUAUUAACAGACAGCUGGAGGUGGAGCCGGAGGAGCCGGAGGCAGAGACUACGAAGCCCCGGAGGAAACCCAAGCGCAGCAAGAAGGAGGCCGAGGACGAUCUGGGCGCUAAGCCCCAGCUGGAGGUGGCGACAGAGCCCACCUCAGAUGCCCCCAGUGGGGUGCUCAUGGUGGAGGUCGAGAACGUCGUCCAUGAGGACUUCCAGGUCACUGAAGAAGUGAAAGCCCUGACUGCUGAGAUUGUGAAGACCAUCCGGGACAUCAUCGCUCUGAACCCUCUCUACAGAGAGUCAGUGCUGCAGAUGAUGCAGGCAGGCCAGAGGGUGGUGGACAACCCGAUCUACCUGAGCGACAUGGGUGCUGCGCUGACCGGGGCCGAGUCCCACGAGCUGCAGGAUGUCCUGGAGGAGACCAACAUCCCCAGGCGGCUGUACAAGGCCCUCUCCCUCCUGAAGAAGGAAUUCGAGCUGAGCAAGCUGCAGCAGCGCCUCGGGCGGGAGGUGGAGGAGAAGAUCAAACAGACGCACCGCAAGUACCUGCUGCAGGAGCAGCUGAAGAUCAUCAAGAAGGAGCUGGGCCUGGAGAAGGAGGACAAGGAUGCCAUCGAGGAGAAGUUCCGAGAGCGGCUGAAGGAGCUGGUGGUGCCCAAGCAUGUCAUGGACGUCGUCGAUGAGGAGCUGAGCAAGCUGGGCCUGCUGGACAACCACUCCUCGGAGUUCAGCGUCACCCGCAACUACCUGGACUGGCUCACGUCCAUCCCGUGGGGCAAGUGCAGCAAGGAGAACCUGGACCUGGCCCGGGCCCAGGCCGUGCUGGAGGAGGAUCACUAUGGGAUGGAGGACGUCAAGAAGCGCAUCCUGGAGUUCAUUGCCGUCAGCCAGCUCCGUGGCUCCACCCAGGGCAAGAUCCUCUGCUUCUACGGGCCCCCCGGCGUGGGCAAGACCAGCAUCGCCCGCUCCAUCGCCCGCGCCCUGAACCGCGAGUACUUCCGCUUCAGUGUUGGGGGCAUGACCGACGUGGCUGAGAUCAAGGGGCACAGGCGGACCUACGUGGGGGCCAUGCCCGGGAAGAUCAUCCAGUGCCUGAAGAAGACCAAGACAGAGAACCCACUGGUGCUGAUCGACGAGGUGGACAAGAUUGGCCGGGGCUACCAGGGAGACCCCUCGUCAGCACUGCUGGAGCUGCUGGACCCGGAGCAGAAUGCCAACUUCCUGGACCACUACCUGGACGUGCCCGUGGACCUGUCCAAGGUGCUGUUCAUCUGCACGGCCAACGUCACUGAGACCAUCCCCGAGCCGCUGAGGGACCGCAUGGAGAUGAUCAACGUGUCUGGCUACGUCGCCCAGGAGAAGCUGGCCAUUGCGGAGCGGUACCUGGUGCCUCAGGCCCGCGCCCUGUGUGGCUUGGACGAGAGCAAGGCCCGGCUGUCGUCCGAGGUGCUCACCCUGCUCAUCAAGCAGUACUGCCGGGAGAGCGGCGUCCGCAACCUGCAGAAGCAGGUGGAGAAGGUGCUGCGGAAGUCGGCCUACAAGAUCGUCAGCGGUGAGGCCGAGUCUGUGAAGGUGACCCCCGAGAACCUGCAGGACUUUGUGGGGAAGCCCGUGUUCACGGUGGAGCGCAUGUACGAUGUGACGCCGCCCGGUGUGGUCAUGGGCCUGGCCUGGACCGCCAUGGGAGGGUCCACGAUGUUUAUUGAGACGUCCCUGAGGCGGCCACUGUCCAAGGGCAGCAAGGAGGACCAGGAUGGCAGCCUGGAGGUGACAGGCCAGCUGGGGGAGGUGAUGAAGGAGAGUGCACGCAUCGCCUACACCUUCGCCAGGGCCUUCCUGAUGCAGCAGGACCCCACCAACGAGUACCUGGUGUCCUCCCACAUCCACCUGCACGUGCCUGAGGGCGCCACCCCCAAGGAUGGCCCUAGCGCUGGCUGCACCAUCAUCACGGCCCUGCUGUCCCUGGCCAUGGACCGGCCUGUCCGGCAGAACCUGGCCAUGACUGGCGAAGUUUCCCUCACAGGGAAGAUCCUGCCCGUUGGUGGCAUCAAGGAGAAGACCAUUGCAGCCAAGCGCGCCGGAGUGACGUGCGUCAUCCUGCCGGCGGAGAACAGGAAGGACUUCCACGACCUGGCGGCCUUCAUCACCGAGGGCCUGGAGGUGCACUUCGUGGACCACUACAGCCAGGUCUUCGACAUCGCCUUCCCCUGCCCCGGGCAUCAGGCCCAGGCCCUGGCUGUGGAGCGGUGAUGGCCGCACACAGGCCAGGCCUGGACUGGACCGGACUGAUGGCUUGGGAAGGACCCUGGGCCUGGCAGCAGAGCCACUGGGAGCCUCAGCCAGGCGACCUGGGUCCUAGGGUCCUCAGUUCUGGCUUGAUCAUGGAGCCCAGCACACUUGAGCUAUGUAAUCAUGAUUAAAAGACGUUUCCAGUA
This is a messenger RNA of Sciurus carolinensis (gray squirrel), 3065 nucleotides long. RefSeq names its product lon peptidase 1, mitochondrial (gene Lonp1). Gene Ontology annotation, cellular component: mitochondrial matrix. Gene Ontology annotation, molecular function: ATP-dependent peptidase activity; single-stranded DNA binding; ATP binding. Gene Ontology annotation, biological process: protein quality control for misfolded or incompletely synthesized proteins; mitochondrion organization; protein catabolic process. The record is from RefSeq and is a predicted model, not a curated record. NCBI's taxonomy places the organism in Eukaryota, Metazoa, Chordata, Mammalia, Rodentia, Sciuridae.